ACAUGUGCACCUUCAACAACGCGAAUUCCUCACGAAUUCAUAAAUUGCUGAAGUAAAAAUAACGAUACAAAUAAGUUCUAGUUUUUUUCAAAUAUAAAUACGAUUUUAACAAAUCUCACUUCAUAUCAAAAUGAAACUCAGCACGUACAACUUUCUUACAUCAAAAGCAAUUCGUGGUGUUAAAGUUGGUUAUCCACUUAAACUAAUAAUUGAGAAGAAACAAAGUAUAGAAACAGAGUACAAUGCUAUUUUCCUGGAACGUCUGCUUCCCAAAUUGGACUGGCAAGCGAUAUCAAUUGCUGCUCAAGCUGCUGAAAUUGACUAUGUAAUUCCAAAAGAAAUGCCCGAUGAUAUCGUCAGCAAUGAAGAACUCCUCAAAAAACUACAUAAUCUACUGUUCGAGAUUGAUGUUGUCGAAGGCAAGCUUGAAUGUCCAGAAACCGGACGAAUCUUUCCCAUCAGUGACGGCAUACCUAAUAUGUUACUUAAUGAAGACGAAGUUUAGUUAAUAAAUUAUUUAGUAUGUAUAUAGUUUAUUGUAUAUUGUAUAUGUAUAUCGACUGGGUGCGCUUAAGGCCAGUGUUGAGUCAGAUGCGUCAUAAUAAUAAUAAUUAUUAGUUUUCCUUUAUUUAAAUGAUGCAUUCCUCCUCCGAAGAGACAAAUUGAUGUUUAUUACUGGUUUUGAAUUUAAAUAUUCGAUCAUCCAUUCUCGGUUCUUUGCAAAACUUUGACUCUUUGAUUAAUUACCUUGACCGCUUGAAUUAACAUAUUUAAUGAUUGUAUUCAUUUAUAAUAAAUAUGGUUUACUAUUAUUUUGAUAUUGAGAGGCACGUACACUUGAUGACUGUUGUUUUUGAGAUUUGUUUUUAAAGCAAUAAAUAUCUAGAAUUAUUGCA
Messenger RNA from Eupeodes corollae, 896 nucleotides. It is a transcript of the gene Trmt112, whose product is annotated as multifunctional methyltransferase subunit TRM112-like protein. The transcript has 3 exons. Gene Ontology annotation, biological process: peptidyl-glutamine methylation; rRNA (guanine-N7)-methylation; tRNA methylation. Lineage: Eukaryota; Metazoa; Arthropoda; Insecta; Diptera; Syrphidae. Bases 131 to 505 code for a protein of 124 amino acids. The record is from RefSeq and is a predicted model, not a curated record. Gene Ontology annotation, molecular function: protein heterodimerization activity.